Messenger RNA from Clarias gariepinus (North African catfish), 5158 nucleotides. RefSeq names its product alpha-2-macroglobulin-like. The record is from RefSeq and is a predicted model, not a curated record. The coding region runs from base 245 to 4558 and encodes 1437 amino acids. Gene Ontology annotation, cellular component: extracellular region. The transcript is spliced from 36 exons. Lineage: Eukaryota; Metazoa; Chordata; Actinopteri; Siluriformes; Clariidae. Gene Ontology annotation, molecular function: endopeptidase inhibitor activity.
GCGCCCAUUGACAGCAAGCGACAGAGCUCAUAAACGUGUCAAGCUCAAACUGCAGGGGGCAGUAGCGAGACACCAGCUGUCAUGAACCGCUAAAGAAACAGAAGAGCAAGACGAAUCAAACUACACCUGCGCAGAGAUAAUUGACUCUCAGCCCAUGCAUUAGCCCAUCCGUUACCCGCUGCAGUUCUGUCCAUCUUGGGAGGUCAGGACCUGAAAAAGCUUGGCACUGGUGAAGGACUUCAUCAUGGUGGUCAAUCAGGUCCACAUAAGGAUAUGGCUAAUGAUAGCCAGCGUCCUCUUUCUUUCUGUCUAUGGACACACAUCAGGGCCAUAUUUCAUGGUGACAUUUCCUGCAGUGAUAGAGUCUGACUCUGAUGCUAAACUGUGUGUGAGUCUUCUACAGCCUAAUGAGACUCUGCAAAUGAAUGUUUAUCUGGUUCACAACAAUGAGAACAGAACUCUUUUACAAGAGACAGUGGAAAAGGAGAUGCACCACUGCUAUAAUUUUAAGGCUCCACGGGUUGAAGAACGAUCAGUGCAGGAGAUCAAUGUGGAAGUUACUGGUGAAAGUUUUAAGAUGACACAAAAAAGCAAAGUGAUGUUUAAAUCAUACGACAAACUUCUUUUUAUACAGACUGAUAGGCCUAUUUACAAUCCAGGCCAAACAGUGAAUUUUAGAAUUGUUUCUAUGGAUUCUAAUUUUAUCCCACUUGAACAAAAGUACAGCAUGGUGAGCCUUCAGGAUAAUCACCAGAACAGGAUUGGUCAGUGGACAAAUGUCUCCUCGAAAGGCCUGAUACUGCAGCUUUCACAUGAGUUAAAUGCUGAGGCUCCACAGGGAUAUUAUCAGUUACGUGCUAACACUGGAAAUAAGGAGAUUACACACCAAUUUAAGGUGGAAAAGCAUGUUUUGCCCAAGUUUGAGGUCACAGUAAAAGCGCCAGAAGAACACAGUGUUAGUGAUGAGGAAGUAAAUAUAGAAGUCUGCGGAAAGUACACAUAUGGACAACCUGUACCUGGUCAAGCAGAGGUGCAGGUGUGCCGGAAAAUAAACCAGCAUUUUUCUGAGGCACCGUUGAUUUCACCCUGUCUGAGUGAAACUGUGGAGAUGAGUCAGACUGGCUGUGCAUUUCUUCUCAUUAAUGUGUCAACUUUCCUGAAUACUGAAUUGGAACAUAAAUCUGAGAAUAAUCUUCAUAUUACAGUUACGCUCAAAGAGGAAGGAACAGAUAUAUCCAUGGUGAAAACUGAAAAGAUAGAACUUUCUUUCCAAAUUGGUAAAGUGGAAUUCCUCGAUUUACCAACAAACUUUGAACAUGGAAAUGUUAUAAAUGGAAAAAUUAAAGUUACCACCUUCAGGGGAACUCCCAUUCCUAACAAGAAGGUGUAUCUCUCAGAAGGUGAAAGGUGGUCUCAAAAGUUAUUAUUUAAUCUUACUACAGACAGUAAUGGAUUGGCAGACUUCUCAAUCGCUUCACCUGAAGAUCCUGCAACACAGAUCAUAUUGCAGGCAAGUGUCUAUCUCGAGGAAAAAUAUCAUGCACCAAAAACACCAUUCUUUACAACUGCUGAUGCACAAAUACAGCUUCUCCAACCUGCUACACCUUACAGCCCAGUGUUCAGUGAACUGUUAAUAGAGAGCUCAGAGGAAUCAUUUAAAUGUGGUGCUGAAAUUCCAAUAACCAUUAACUACUAUAUAGUUGGGGAAACUACUGAAAAUUUCAGUACUGAUCUCAUAUACACGGUUUUAUCUAAAGGAUCCAUAGUCCAUCAUGGUCAUGAGAAAGUUAAUGUGGAAGACUCUACAGAUGCCAGAAAAGGAAAAAUAUCUUUUACACUCUCUGUUCUUGCUGAGUUCGCUCCUAUAGUCCAGGUUCUAGCAUACACUGUCCUCCCCAGUGAGAAUGUCAUUGCUGCUAGCAAGAAUUUUGAUGUGGAAAAAUGCUUCCAAAAUAAGGUUUCGCUACAGUUCUCUCCCUCCAAGGCAGUUCCUGGUGAGAAAAACACUCUCGAGCUCUCAGCACAUCCUGGUUCACUGUGUGGCCUCAGUGCUGUGGAUCAGAGUGUCUUCAUCCUGGAGUCUGGAGAUCGUCUAAACACUGACAAGAUAUUUCAAUUGUUACCAGUAACAUCGGUAACAAAUUAUCCCUAUGAAGUUGAAGAUGAUCUGGAGUGUUUGUAUGUUAGACCCCGACGGUAUACACAGAGUGACCACGUUUACAAUACAUUAAAGGGAGUAGGGCUGAAGAUGGCAACAAAUUUGGCUGUUAGACAACCUCGCUGUUUGAUGUACAAAGGCAUACAGUAUCACCGGGAUGUUUAUGGUCGAUACCUAGAUUUUGUUCCCCAAGUUGCUUAUUCAAUGGCCGCGCCACACCCAAUGGGAUUAGAAAGUUUUGACUCAGAUUAUGUACAUGUUGAGACAGUGCGUAAGUUCUUUCCAGAAACUUGGAUAUGGCAACUUGAAGAAGUUGGGGCCUCAGGAUCAAUUGAGCUUCCUGUCACUGUUCCUGACACCAUCACAACUUGGGAGACAGAGGCUUUCUGUGUGUCCUCUGAAGGUCUGGGACUGGCUCCUCCCAUUCAGCUCACUGUAUUUCAACCCUUCUUCCUGGAGCUCACGUUACCCUACUCUAUUAUCAGGGGAGAGGUUUUUGAACUGAAGGCCACUGUUUUCAAUUAUCUUUCAAAAUGCAUUAUGGUUAAAGUGACUCCGGCCCCUUCUUCAGACUACACUCUGGAGCCGUCUUCUGAUGGCGAAUAUUCAUCCUGUCUGUGUGCAAAUGGCAGAAAGACCUUCAAAUGGACUCUGAUUCCCUCUGUGCUUGGAGUCUUGAAUGUGACAGUGAGUGCAGAGGCAGAACAAUCCCAGACUAUGUGUGACAAUGAGAUUGUAAGUGUUCCAGAGAGAGGCCGCAUUGACACGGUUACACGGAGCCUGAUUGUAAAGGCUGAAGGAACUGAAAAAACAAAAAGUCAAAGCUGGUUAUUAUGCCCACAAGGCAACAGUGUUUCAGAAGAAUUGGAGCUGAGUCUUCCUGAGGAUGUAAUAGUGGGAUCAGCACGAGCUUCUGUUUCAGUAUUUGGAGACAUACUUGGCAGUGCAUUAAAAAAUCUGGAUGGACUACUAAGGAUGCCAUAUGGCUGUGGAGAACAAAACAUUGCUCUUCUCGCCCCCAAUAUCUACAUUCUUCAGUAUCUAGAAAACACUAAGCAGCUCACCACAGCCAUCCGCGAGAGGGCUACUGGUUUCCUUAAGAGUGGAUACCAGCGGCAGCUUAACUAUAAGCAUUUUAAUGGUGCAUACAGCACAUUUGGCAGUGGAGAGGGGAACACAUGGUUAACUGCUUUUGUCUUGAGGACUUUUGGCAAAGCACAACGUUACAUCUUUAUUGAUCCAGAAGUCAUUAACAGUGCAAAGCAAUGGCUCAUAAAUAUGCAGAGAUCAGAUGGUUGUUUUAUACAACAAGGAAGUCUGUUUAAUAACAGAAUGAAGGGUGGUGUAAAUGAUGAGGUGACAAUUACUGCUUACAUCACUGCAUCAUUCCUUGAACUUGGACAUACAGCCCACGAUGCUGUUGUGAAUAAAGGGUUGUUGUGCCUGAAGUCUUCUAUUGGUAACAUGACAAACACCUACACCACUGCACUGAUGGCCUACACUUUCAGUCUAGCUGGAGAGAAAGACCUUCGGGAGCAGCUACUGAAAGAGCUGGAAAGUGUUGCUAUUUCAGGAGGACAUCUUCACUGGUCUCAAUCAGCAUCAGAUGACUCUGGUGCAUUGUCAGUGGAAAUCAGUUCCUACGUGCUGCUAGCUGUUCUCACUACAAGUGAGCUCUCUGCCGUGGAUUUGGGAUACGCGAAUAGAAUAGUCAGCUGGUUGGUGAGGCAACAAAAUCCUUGGGGAGGCUUUUCGUCCACCCAGGAUACAGUUGUGGCCCUCCAAGCUCUUGCUCUGUACUCUACCAAAGUGUUCAGCUCAGACGGUGCUAGCACAGUAACCAUAAAGUCAGAAGCAGAAAACAGUUACACCUUUGAUGUGAACCAGAACAACAGGUUACUGUACCAAGAAAGAUUAUUGCAGGAUGUUCCUGGCAAGUACAGCAUUGAAGUGAAGGGUUCCAGCUGUGUGUCAGUACAGACAUCACUUUUCUACAACAUCCCCACACCUAGUGAAAGAAGUACUCUAAGCAUCAUGGCUAUGACUGAGGGAAACUGCAAAAAAUCAUUUGGACAUACUUUGGCCAUCGAUUUCUCUGUGAUAUAUAAUGGAGCACUAAACAGCACUAACAUGAUAAUAGUGGACAUAAAACUCCUAUCAGGGUUCACUGCAGAUGCUGGUGAAUUACAAAACCAGAUUUUGGUGGAACGAGUUGAUUCCAAAGAUGACCAUGUUAUGAUGUAUAUAAAAGAGCUCGAAAGGAGCAUUCCUAUCAACUAUAAGUUACACAUUAAACAAGUGCUUCCUGUAAAGAAUCUCAAGCCAGCUGUGAUCAAAGUUUAUGAUUACUACCAAACAAGUGACCAGUCUGAGACGGAGUACACCUCACUGUGUGUGUAAGCUUCCAGAUCUGCAUUAAAGACAGAAAAUUUUUGAAAUCCUUCGGCGUGCUUUCUUCUCAUGCAAGAGGCCUUUUAUGGCAUGUCCAUACACUGCCUGGCCAAAAUGUCACACACUGUAAUAUUAAUUAUAUAUACAGUAUAUACCAGCUUCUGCUUCAAUUACUGCUAGAGCAACGUUUUAAUCUUGUGCAAUGUUGCAAAAUGUUUUUCCAUUUAGAGUAGCAUUCAUUUCUUUCCAAGAUCUUGUGUUGAUGAUGGAAGAUGUGGAUUGCUGCAUAAGGUCUUCUCCAGCACAUCCUAAAAAGAUUCUCAAUGGAAUGGGGUCUGGAGUAUACAUCUGUAUCCGUUUAUGGUUUUCUCUUACAGUCCAGAGAGUAGGUUAAUUGUUUUUCCAAAUUGACCAUAGUGUAUAUUUGCUUGUGUGCCCUGUAAUGGAUUGGCACCCUGUCAGGGUGUACACUGCCCCAUAUUCUGAGUCUCCGGGGAUUGGACCCUAAUGAGUGUUUCAGAACGUGCAAAUACCUAUAAGUUUGGUGUGUGAUAAUUGCUACAUCUGUGUAUGUGAUAAAAUUGAUUUAAUAAAACUGGAUAAUCUCUA